Molecule: messenger RNA, 2657 nt
Organism: Labeo rohita (rohu)
Lineage: Eukaryota; Metazoa; Chordata; Actinopteri; Cypriniformes; Cyprinidae
Gene: setdb2
Product: SET domain bifurcated histone lysine methyltransferase 2
Exons: 12
Coding region: 434-2263 (609 amino acids)
Biological process (GO): heterochromatin organization; negative regulation of gene expression
Cellular component (GO): nucleus
Molecular function (GO): histone H3K9 methyltransferase activity; DNA binding; zinc ion binding
Source: RefSeq, a predicted model, not a curated record
UGAUCGAUUGUUUCGACUUUUGAAUCCAAAACAUUGGAGAAACCCGAUUUAAGCGAAUCGGUUCGUUCGAUCAGUGUGUCCUGGUUCAGCAACAAAUGAUUCACUUAAUAAUUUGGUUCAUCAUUCAAAUACCGCGAUAGAAGUAACAUACAUUUAGUUCAGUAAUUCACUAUAUUGUUAGUUAGGUUGUGAAGUUUGCAUCAAGUGUUGUGUUGUUUAUGUUUUCUCUGUAAUGUGCGAGUGAUUCACAAACGCUUCGGUUAGACUGAAUUGGUUUGAAAGAGUCGACUCAUCUCACUCGAUUCGGACACAUGCGGAAGAUGCUUCAUUGAUGGCGCGUUCUUUCAUUCACUUUCUUGAAGUCGUUUAAGUAAUAAAUGUGAAAUCUUCGUUCAGUUUGCCUCAUUUCAGCUCAUCUGAGGAUCACAGACACAUGAUGGAGUGUGAAAUCGAGCGGGCGAAGAGCUUCUGGGAGGACGUGAAAGUGGAUAAAGUGUUUGAUGAUGUGCUGAAGGUGCUUAAUCACUUAAGAAACGUCAUCAGACGCAACAUGGCUACUGACAGAGAGUACGUUCAGGCCAUGAAGAUCGUUCUGGAGUCUGAACUCGAUGUCCUGAACAACGAAGGCAUUCAGGCGGUGCUGAUUGAUGAAGACAUACUGACAGUGACCGUAUCAGAGUCUCAGUGUUCUCCGGAGAGCCUGAGGAACGGUGUGGACACGGAGGACUUUCUGCAGAGAGACGUCUCACGACUGUGCAGGGACGUGGAGUCGAGCUCCGAUCACAGCCAGACGUCUUUAGCGGGUCGAGCCGAGGCCGUGGGCGUCCCGGAGCUGCUGCUGUCUCCUCUGAGCUUCUGUUCCGAAGAGCCCAAGUCUCCGGUGCAGCUCGUCUACCGUCCUCACGACUGCAGCGCCGCCUGCGUCCCGACGCUGCCCGCUCACGCCGACCGCUUUCUGGGUCACAACCCUCUGCGCGUGCCCAUGCUGUGCCAGUUCCAGCGGCAGUGCACGUGCGCGCGAGACGACGAGUGCGACGCGCUGGACGCCGACGUGCUGUACAAGGCGCCGUGUGGGCGGAGCCUGUGCUCCAUGGAGGAGGUGCUUCACUUCCUGCUGCGGUCGGACAGUCUGGGCGUGUUGCAGCCGGACAACUUCAGCUUCAACCCGCAGGUCGUUCCAGAAAACCAGGCGCGAGCUCCGGCCGCCGCGGCGCCGCUGUUCGAGCGAGACCUCAGCCGAGGCAUCGAGCCCGUUCCCGUCUCUCUGUUCAACGAGCUGGACGCGACGCGGCCCAAAGAGUUCCGCUACCGUAAAGAGCGCUGGCCGCACGGCUGCUUCCUCAGCGCCGCGCCGUUUUUCUCAGUGUGCUGCGACUGCACGGACGGCUGCGCAGACGCGCGGAGCUGCGCGUGCGUUCGGUGGACGCUCGGAGACGCAGGAGAGCAUCGUGGGUACAGACAGCAGCGGCUGAGCGCGCCCGUGAGCGCAGGGUUGUUCGAGUGCGGCCCGUGGUGCGGCUGCGAGAGGAGCCGCUGUCAGAACCGUGUGGUGCAGAAGGGUCUGCGCGUGCGGCUGCAGGUGUUUCGUACGCAGGAGCGCGGCUGGGCCGUGCGCUGCAGAGACGACCUCGACCGGGGAACCUUCAUCUGCAUUUACGCAGGCGUGGUUCUCCGACUGCAGCAGAGCGUGGAGGAGCCGCCGGAGCCCCGCGGCCGAGAGCCGCCCGUGUCCGAUGACGAGGUGGAGGUGGUGGAGGAGUGGACGCUUCCCGCCGGACCGAACGAGCCGCUGGAGCCGCUGGAGCCGCUGGAGCUGCUGGACUGCUCUCCGCCGCUGUACGUGCCUGUGAUCCAGAGACCCGCCGACCAGACUCCACACGCUCAGCUCAAGGAUCAGCAGCAGAGCGGCGCCUCGUCUCUGGACUGCAGCGAGAACGGGAACGAGGAGAUCGUGAGUAAGAAACCCAGACUAACCGAUUCAAACGGACACGACGCUCAGAUCACGAAACAUUCGCCGCACAAACACAAACUAGAGCAGAUGUAUUACCUGGACGCCUCGAAAGAAGGAAACGUGGCCCGAUUCAUCAACCACAGCUUUGAGCCAAACCUCUUCAUCCAGAACGUGUUCACCGACACACACGACCCGCAGUUCCCGCUCAUCGCCUUCUUCACUAACAGGUCUGUUAAAGCAGGAACUGAACUGACCUGGAACUGCUCGUCCGCAGCAGGAAGUGAGCGUGAUCGUGAUCGUGUGACGGUCUGAUGCUCAGUGUUCUGAUGGAGGACGUUCAGACCAGCGGUUCUUCAUCGUCCAGCGCCGCGUUCGGACGGUUCCUCUGCUUCAUACUGUGUUGAUUGGGUUUGGAUUCAAACCUUUAAUCUGCAAAAACUCAGAGAUUAAUACAAGAUCAUUCAAAUGAGCUAAAUGUUUAUGGUCAUUUUUAUUCUUAAUUUCUGCCUGAUAAAUAAAAUAGUUCAAGUUUUGCAUAGCUGGAGAAAUAUGUGCUCUUUGUAGAAACGGCCAUGACGUUUUAAGAUUUGUAUUUUGUACGACUGGUCCAGAAAUCACUUCAAGAAGGAUGUGUUGCUCCAUGUUUUCUAAGACUGAGAAUCCUGGUUCUUCAAAGAAAAAAUAAAUAGGAUUUGAAGUUGUUUAA